Candidozyma auris is the source of this 1392-nucleotide messenger RNA. RefSeq names its product AGC family serine/threonine-protein kinase. The transcript has a single exon. Lineage: Eukaryota; Fungi; Ascomycota; Pichiomycetes; Serinales; Metschnikowiaceae. The record is from RefSeq and is a predicted model, not a curated record. The coding region runs from base 1 to 1392 and encodes 463 amino acids. Gene Ontology annotation, biological process: protein phosphorylation. Gene Ontology annotation, molecular function: ATP binding; protein serine/threonine kinase activity.
AUGCUUUUCACCUUCGACGAGGACCCAGAGCCUCCCGACGUCGCUCCCCCCGUGGCGUACGAAGGCCAACCUGGCCACCUCCACCCGCCAGGCUUCCAGCCCCAAGGAUUAAAGCCUCCAGGCUUCAAAGGCACACCCAGUACCCCAGACUCCAAAUUUCACCCAGACUCCAACUUUCACCAGAUGGAGUUUUCCAAAUCCCCUCGCAACCGAAGACGUUCUUCUGUCUACAGACGACUUUCUGUGCGGUCGACGUCGUCGGCAGGCGGAAUCAACAUUCCGUCGGGCUUCAACGAGGAAGAGUGUGCGGUGAAAAAGAGUUUGGGCGACUUUGUGCCCCUCAGGGUGCUUGGCCAGGGAGCGUAUGGCAAGGUGCAUCUUGUCAAGGACAAACACAACGGGCGGCUCUAUGCGCAGAAGCAGAUCAGAAAGCCCCAGAUCGACGUUUUGGACGAUACUGCCAGCCACGUCAAGAGAACGCUUGCUGAAAGACACAUUUUGACGCAGGUGACUCAUCACGCCAAUAUCGUCAAGUUGUUUUAUGCUUUACAGGACCACGACCGGUUCUACUUGCUUUUGGAGUACAUUCCUGGUGGAGAGUUGUUCUACCACUUGACUUGCGGCAACGCCUUGGGGAAUGUGUUCAAGGAAGACCAUGUGGCGUUCUACGCUGCCGAAAUGGCGUUGGGGCUCCGUCAUUUGCACCUGUUGGGCAUCGUGUACCGGGACUUGAAGCCCGAAAACUGUCUUUUGAACGCUGCGGGUCAUUUGGUGCUUACGGAUUUCGGCCUCUCUAAAGCUAUUUCCAACGAUGAUGAGUCUGCCUGUAGACUGAUCAUUGGGACCCCCGAGUACAUGGCGCCCGAGAUCAUCAAGGGCGAAGCGUACGACUACGCUGUGGACUGGUGGCUGCUUGGAUGUGUGAUAUACGACAUGAUGACGGGGAAACCGCCAUUUACAGGCAAGCUGCACGAAGUCAUCACCAAGAAGAUACUCCUGGCCAAGCUCAAUCUCCCCUUUUACCUUCUGCUCGAUGCCAAGGACUUGUUGAACAAGCUCCUUCAAAAGAAACCGGAGAAGCGGUUCCUGGUGGACGAGAAGUGGGACCUGUUUACAGGGCACCGUUUCUUCAGGAAAAUCAACUGGAGCGCCAUCGUCGCCCAGGACGAGUCGGUGGUGCCUCCGAUAAUUCCGACCAUUUCAGACCCAGAGAUGGCAGAAAACUUCUCUGAAGAAUUCACCUCAAUGAAGGUGAGCGACUACGAAGUUGCCACUGCACAAGCCUCGGGCUCACAGAUGAAUGGAAAGGAGCUUUUCCAGGGCUUUAGCUUUGCCGCCAGCGGCAGCUACAUCGACAAGUUUGGACAGAUGAGGUUGGCAAACUAUUCAUGA